AUGUCGGCGUCCGUGCUCGGCAGAAUAGUGCCAAUGACGCUAUGGAUGGCCGCUCACCAACCCCCAUCAGACCGUCCGCUCUGCUUGAACCCCAUUCAGGAACUAGCCCAUGCAAGGAGGAAGCGCAUGCUAGGCCUAGGCAGACCUCAGCUCAAAGGCCGUCCGUCUCUGCUCGAUCUGAUCGCCCACGGCGCUGCUGUCGAAGCCGGUUCUCGUGGGCAGCCUGGUUCUGGUAGUUCCGCCGGGUCGAGUCCCUCGUCACCAACGCUCGUUGCGUCUCCGCCUGCCCUGGACGACCUGCCACCGCUUCCCGCCUCGCCCGCCUCCAGACCCAACAGCUCCAGCUCAACAUCCCUUGCCCAGUCUCCCUCCCCUCCCCCUCCCCCCUCGCCAUUGCCAUCGCUAUCGCCCGCCAUGGCGCCCCAAGGCAAGCAGAGGAAGCGUUUGGAAGCCGGCGAAGACCAGUAUGGCUCCGUCUUCGCCGUCUCCGGCCCCGUCGUCGUGGCCGAGAACAUGAUCGGAUGUGCCAUGUAUGAGCUGUGCCGUGUCGGCCACGAUCAGCUUGUGGGAGAAGUCAUUCGGAUUGAGGGCGAUAAAGCGACCAUCCAGGUGUACGAAGAAACAGGUACAAUUUCCCCCUUUCCCCGGAUGGCUCUUUCGCUAUGUAAUCUGCUUCGGUGUCGGGCUUCCGGUGUCACGGUCGGCGAUCCUGUCAUCAGGACAGGUAAGCCGUUGUCGGUCGAACUGGGUCCUGGUUUGAUGGAAACUAUCUACGAUGGUAUCCAGCGACCCCUCAAGAGCAUUUCCUCCGUGUCAGGAAGUAUCUACAUCCCCCGCGGUAUUGCCGUUCCGGCCCUCGAUCGCGAGAAGAAGUGGGACUUCACGCCUGGCAACCUCAAAGUCGGUGACCAUAUUACCGGCGGUGAUAUCUGGGGUAGCGUUUUCGAGAACAGCUUGCUGAACGAUCACAAAAUCCUACUGCCACCGCGUGCGCGCGGUACCAUUACGCAUAUAGCGGAGGCGGGAAGCUACACGGUCGACGAGAAGCUGCUGGAAGUUGAAUUCGAUGGCAAGAAGACCGAAUUCAGCAUGAUGCACUCUUGGCCCGUCCGUGUCCCCCGACCCGUCAGCGAAAAACUGCCCUCCGACUCCCCUUUCAUUGUCGGUCAGAGAGUGCUGGACGCUCUGUUCCCCAGUGUGCAAGGUGGUACCGUCUGUAUCCCCGGUGCUUUCGGCUGUGGUAAGACGGUCAUCUCCCAGAGUGUGUCGAAGUUCUCCAACAGCGACAUCAUCGUCUACGUGGGCUGUGGUGAGCGUGGUAAUGAAAUGGCUGAAGUCUUGAUGGACUUCCCAGAGGCAAGUUGGCAAUCUCUCACGAUUGAUGUUGGAGGCCGUAAAGAACCCAUCAUGAAGCGCACCUGUCUCAUCGCGAACACAUCCAACAUGCCUGUGGCGGCUCGGGAAGCCUCCAUCUAUACUGGUAUUACUGUGGCUGAAUACUUCCGCGACCAGGGCAAGAACGUAGCCAUGAUGGCGGACUCCAGUUCUCGGUGGGCUGAAGCCUUGCGUGAGAUUUCCGGUCGUCUGGGAGAGAUGCCGGCAGACCAGGGUUUCCCUGCCUACCUGGGCGCGAAGCUGGCGUCCUUCUACGAACGUGCUGGAAAGAGUGUUGCUCUGGGUAGCCCCGAGCGACAGGGCAGCGUCAGCAUCGUCGGCGCCGUCAGUCCUCCGGGUGGAGAUUUCUCCGACCCCGUCACCAGCGCUACUCUGGGUAUCGUGCAGGUCUUCUGGGGUCUGGACAAGAAGCUGGCGCAGCGGAAGCACUUCCCCUCGAUCAACACGUCUGUGUCCUACAGCAAGUACACCAACAUCCUCGACAAGUACUACGAAAAGGAGCACCCGGAAUUCCCCCGCCUGCGAGACCAGAUCAAGGAGCUGCUGUCCAACUCGGAGGACCUCGACCAGGUCGUCCAGCUGGUCGGCAAGUCGGCGUUGGGAGACUCGGACAAGAUCACGCUGGAUGUGGCCGCUAUGCUGAAGGACGACUUCUUGCAGCAGAACGGCUACAGUGAAUAUGACCAGUACUGCCCCUUGUGGAAGACGGAGUACAUGAUGAAGGCGUUUAUGAGCUACCACGAUGAGGCGCAGAAGGCUGUAGCGCAAGGCCACAGCUGGGCGAAGAUCCGAGAAGCCACCGCCGAUAUCCAGACGGCGCUGCGGAGCAUGAAGUUCGAGGUUCCUGAUGAUGAGAAGGCCGUGACUGCCAAGUAUGAAAAGCUGCUACAAGACAUGUCUGAAAGAUUUGCCUCUGUAUCUGAUGAUUCUGUAUGCGAUGGAAACUCCGUAGAAGCAUCUGCAUAUCCGCCAACUCCCUCUUUGGUCAAUGUGAACGAUCCCAGCCUCAUCAACCUCGUCAACAAACUUCAAGAUGUCUUUACCACAGUAGGGUUUCGCAAUCCGACUGACCCCUCCUUCCUCUGCCAGGUUCAAAACCCCAUCGACCUGCCACAGAUAGUUGUCGUCGGAUCACAGUCGAGUGGAAAGAGUUCCGUGCUGGAGAAUAUCGUCGGAAGAGACUUUCUGCCACGAGGCGCUGGUAUCGUCACUCGCCGCCCCCUGAUUCUGCAACUGAUCAACCGGCCCUCUUCGAAGCCGCAAGCAAAUGGCACAAGCCAAGAGAAGCUGGAAGGCACCACCGACAGUGAGGCCAAUCUGGAUGAAUAUGGCGAAUUCCUGCACAUCCCCGGUCAGAAGUUUUAUGACUUCAACAAGAUCCGAGAGGAAAUCAUCCGCGAGACAGAGUCCAAAGUCGGCCGCAAUGCAGGCAUCUCGCCAGCCCCCAUCAACCUGCGCAUCUAUUCCCCAAACGUGCUCACACUCACUCUUGUCGACCUGCCCGGGCUGACGAAGGUUCCCGUUGGCGACCAGCCUAAGGACAUCGAGAAACAGAUCCGUGAUAUGGUCUUGAAGUAUAUCAGCAAGCCAAAUGCGAUCAUUUUGGCCGUGACUGCGGCCAACCAGGAUUUGGCCAACUCGGACGGCUUGAAACUGGCCCGCGAGGUGGACCCGGAGGGCCAGCGCACCAUCGGUGUCCUGACCAAGGUCGAUCUGAUGGACGAAGGAACGGACGUGGUGGAUAUUCUUGCGGGCAGGAUUAUCCCUCUGCGGUUGGGUUAUGUUCCGGUCGUCAACCGGGGGCAGCGCGAUAUCGAGAACAAGCGGCCGAUCUCAUAUGCGCUGGAGCAUGAAAAGAAUUUCUUUGAGAGCCACAAGGCCUACCGGAAUAAAGCAUCCUACUGUGGAACUCCCUAUCUGGCCAGGAAACUGAACUUGAUCCUUAUGAUGCACAUCAAGCAAACCCUUCCCGAUAUCAAGGCCCGCAUUUCCUCGUCACUACAGAAAUAUACCUCCGAACUGGCGCAGCUUGGCGAUUCGAUGCUUGGAAACAGUGCCAACAUUGUCCUGAACAUCAUUACCGAGUUCAGCAACGAAUACCGCACCGUGUUGGAGGGUAACAACCAGGAGCUUUCCAGCGUGGAGCUGUCGGGUGGUGCUCGUAUCAGCUUCGUGUUCCACGAGCUGUACACGAAUGGUAUCAAGGCUGUGGAUCCGUUUGACCAGGUCAAGGACGUUGACAUCCGAACCAUUCUCUACAACUCCUCCGGCUCGUCACCGGCGCUCUUUGUCGGGACCACUGCUUUCGAGGUCAUCGUCAAGCAGCAGAUCAAGCGACUUGAGGACCCCAGUCUGAAGUGUGUCUCGUUGGUCUACGAUGAGCUCGUUCGCAUCCUUGGCCAACUGCUCAACAAGCAGCUGUUCCGCCGCUAUCCGAUGUUGAAGGAGAAGUUCCACAACGUUGUCAUCUCAUUCUUCAAGAGGGCGAUGGAGCCUACCAACAAAUUGGUCAAGGACCUAGUCGCCAUGGAAGCUUGCUACAUCAACACUGGCCAUCCCGACUUCCUCAACGGUCAUCGGGCCAUGGCUAUUGUCAACGAGCGUCAAAACGCCAACAAGCCCACUCAGGUCGACCCUAAGACCGGGAAGCCCCUGCCCCCUCGUUCCAGCAGCCCGUCGUUGGACAGCAUGUCGCCGUCGGAGGGGAACAAUACUGGCUUCUUCGGUAGUUUCUUCGCGUCGAAGAACAAGAAGAAGAUGGCCGCGAUGGAACCACCGCCACCCACGUUGAAGGCGUCAGGUACUCUGAACGAGCGUGAAAACAUUGAAGUCGAAGUGAUCAAACUGCUCAUCAACUCCUACUUCAACAUCGUCAAGCGGACCAUGAUUGAUAUGGUGCCCAAGGCGAUCAUGUAUUGCCUUGUACAAUACAGCAAGGACGAAAUGCAGCGGGAGCUGCUCGAGAACAUGUACCGCAACGCUGAGCUUGACGAAUUACUGAAGGAGAGUGACUACACGAUCCGGCGCCGCAAGGAGUGCCAGCAGAUGGUGGAGAGCCUGACCCGCGCGAGCGAGAUUGUCAGCCAGGUCCAGUAG
Molecule: messenger RNA, 4491 nt
Organism: Rasamsonia emersonii CBS 393.64
Lineage: Eukaryota; Fungi; Ascomycota; Eurotiomycetes; Eurotiales; Trichocomaceae
Product: Vacuolar ATP synthase catalytic subunit A
Exons: 13
Coding region: 1-4491 (1496 amino acids)
Biological process (GO): proton transmembrane transport; ATP metabolic process
Cellular component (GO): fungal-type vacuole membrane; proton-transporting V-type ATPase, V1 domain
Molecular function (GO): proton-transporting ATPase activity, rotational mechanism; GTP binding; GTPase activity
Source: RefSeq, a predicted model, not a curated record